This is a messenger RNA of Penicillium salamii, 1488 nucleotides long. Lineage: Eukaryota; Fungi; Ascomycota; Eurotiomycetes; Eurotiales; Aspergillaceae. The record is from the annotation of a GenBank genome assembly.
AUGAAGUUCACCAACCUCGCUCUCGCUGCCAGCGCAGCAUCCGUUGCCUGCGCUCUCCCCCACGGAGGUCAGACCGUCCACACCAAGCAGAGUGCCGCUGUCAGCAAGCGCGGCAAUGGAUUCACCUGGGUCGGUGUCAGCGAGUCCGGUGCUGAGUUCGGCGAGGGUAACAUCCCCGGUACCGCCGGCACCGACUACGCCUGGCCCGCAACCUCCAGCAUCCAGACCUUGAGAAAGGCUGGCAUGAACAUCUUCCGUGUUCCCUUCUUGAUGGAGCGCCUGGUGCCAUCCACCAUGACCGGUACUGCCGAUGCUACCUACAUGGCUGCCCUGAAGAAGACCGUUGCUACCAUCACCGAGGGCGGAGCUUACGCUGUCCUUGACCCCCACAACUAUGGAAGAUACUCUGGAAGUGUCAUCUCUUCCACCGCCGACUUCAAGACCUUCUGGAAGAACGUUGCCACCGAGUUCGCUUCCAACGAAAAGGUCAUCUUCGACACCAACAACGAGUACCACGACAUGGACCAGACCCUUGUCCUGAACCUCAACCAGGCCGCCAUCGAUGGUAUCCGUGCCGCCGGUGCCACCACUCAAUACAUCUUCGUCGAGGGUAACUCCUGGAGCGGAGCCCACUCCUGGACCGACAACAACGACAACCUGAAGGGUCUCACCGACUCCGAGGACAAGAUCGUCUACGAGAUGCACCAGUACCUCGACGGUGACAGCUCCGGUACCUCCGAGACCUGCUCCAGCGCCACCAUCGGCAAGGAGCGCCUCCAGUCUGCCACCGAGUGGCUGCAGACCAACAACCUUAAGGGUUUCAUCGGUGAAUUCGCCGGUGGUGUCAACAGCGUUUGUGAGGAGGCUGUCGAGAACAUGCUCUCCUACAUGUCCGACAACAGCGACGUCUGGAUGGGCGCCGAGUGGUGGUCUGCUGGUCCCAUGUGGGGAUCUUACAUGUACAGCUUGGAGCCUAACGAGGGCCCUGCCUACUCCACCUACCUCCCCAUCCUCGAGAAAUACUUCGUCGAUGGCUCUGCCUCUGCCUCUUCUUCCGCCUCUUCCUCUACCUCUUCCGCCACCAAGACUGCCGCCCAGACCACCACUGCUGCCGCCGUCGAGGUCACCAGCACCCCCAACAGCCAGGUCCAGGUCGCCGCUACCGAGUCUUCCAGCUCCACCGCCCCUGCUGUUCAGUCUUCCAUCCCCGUCGUCGAGUCCUCCGCCCCCGCCCCCGCUCCUACCACUGUGACUUCCAUCCCCGUCGACGUUCCCACUACCACUGCCACCCCUAGCUUCACCGUCGUUCCUUCUUCCACCCAGGCCGCUACUGAGGUUCCCUCCAGCAGCGCCACUCCCAGCACUGCUGCCAACGGAACCGUUAAGAAGUACUACCAGUGUGGUGGUCUCAACUACACCGGUGCCACGGCUUGCGAGUCCGGCUCUACCUGUGUCGUGCAGAACCCCUACUACUCCCAGUGUGUUUAA